CAUCGGACUAUAAUUGGCCUCUUCAUAACACGGACCCGUUUACUUUGCAGACUAUUGACUGAUUUGCAACACAUUGCAGAUUAUAUUUUCCCUGGGAUUGGCAAUACCAGUGUCGGAUUGUGUGUAAAUGAGGUUGGUGAUAGAAUAUCGGAAAACUUUAAUGCGGUGAUAGCAGCUUAAGUCCCGGUGUAGGAUGCAUCUGAAGCCAGCUUCGACUUCCGCCUUAUAGAAAAGUCUAACACAGCCUUCGAAAGUCAUUAACAACGGGUCCAUUUAUGGGUCCAACGAGGGAGAAUCCACGUUAAGCAGAGGCGGUACUAGUGUAAAUCAACCAGCAGCUGAGAAGGCCACUGGGUGUUAUUUAGAUCUCCCGUGAGAGGGAAUGUACCAAUGCACACCUGGCGGAGAUGCGGGCAGGUAUCGACAACUCUUUAACAUGCAGUAUAAACACACGUGGUCCAUGUGAUCGGGAGCGUCACCUGUGUUGCGUGUAGUGAUAACUGCUACUUCAUCGGCGUCCAAUAGCAAACACUAUCAUCAUCGAUUAUGUCUGUGAUGCCUCUUUAUCAGUAGUGGGAGUGGAAUGAGGCGUGUGAAUGGUGCACAGGGGGAUUGCAUCACACGCGGAGGUAUAAGUCCACAUCCGUGAGCAUUUCGACGAAAAUGCCAUCAGAGAUGAAAGGUUAUGUUUUGUUUUGUUAUUCCGGAUCCUUAUUUACUACAAGAUUUCUCUAUAAAGCUUGACUUGCAUUAUGGAAAACAUGAAUGGACUGCAGCGGUGAUAGGGAACUAUCCUUGGAAGUACUCUGGAGAUACGCUUUAAUAGAGAACUAACUCCGGGUGUACGGCGAGGAUACCAUUAAGAGAGCACCAUCGCUACAUGUGAUAUGAAGAUACGACAAAAUAGAAAAGAAUCAUUGGACAAUUGUGUAGAUACGACACAACAGAAAAGAAUCACUGGAUAUACUGUGAAGAUAGACCAUAACAGACAAGAAAGUUUGGAUAUACUGUGAAGGUAGACCAUAACAGACAAGAAAGUUUGGAUAAACUGUGACGAUAGACCAUAACAGAAAAGAAAGUUUGGAUAAACUGUGACGAUAGACCAUAACAUAAAAGAAUCUUUGUAUAUACUGUGAAGGUAGGCCAUAACAGAAAAUAAUCUUUGGGUGUACCGUGAAGGUAGGCCAUAACAGAAAAUAAUCUUUGGAUGUACUGUGAACUUUACGCCAUCACAGAAAAUAAUCUUUGGGUGUACUGUGAAGGUAGGCCAUAACAGAAAAUAAUCUUUGGAUGUACCGUGAAGGUAGGCCAUAACAGAAAAUAAUCUUUGGAUGUACUGUGAAAAUACGACACAGCAGAGGUAUCAUUGGAUGUACUGACAGAUGGUUUAAUUCACCUUUCAGUGGCGUUCUGAACAUGAGAUUGACCGUAGAUACUGGUGAUCUGUAUUCAGAUUGUGCGCGCUGACACUAGCUUCCGACUCUACAAUGAGCCUCGAUGAACGCCUGUUCUGUGACGACAAAAACAGCACGACGACGACAACCGAUUCUGUCAGCAAGUCCAUCGUCGUAGCGUUGAUAUCCGCGGCCAUCAUAGGCGGUAACGUCAUAUGUCUUAUUGUACUGAAUUCACGUUGCACACGAGGGUACUUCAUGGAGUCGGCCCGUAUGUUGAUGACGUCGUUGGCGUGCACCGACUGUACGAUGGGGUUGACGGUGACGGCGUUAUGCAUCUACCCCGCUUUAUACAAUUGCUGGCCGUACGGCAAAACGGUGUGCAAGCUACAAGCGUUGUGUAUUUCUAGCCUAUUCCAUGAGUCGACGUUGUCCUUGACCUUGGUUGCUGUUGACCGAUAUAUAUCAAUAUUUCACCCCUUGCGUUAUCGCUUGCUGGUGACGCGUCACAAGGUCAUCGCCGCCAUCGUUGUCAGCUGGAUGAUCUGUUUUACUGUCUAUGGAACGACUGUGUUUGGUUUUGAUCAGUUUUAUUACGACGACAUCGGAAUCAACUGUGAACCAUUUUAUCAAAACCCGUCCAUCACGGCAACUGUUAUGUCGUUAUUCUACUUCAUCCCCGCCGUCAUCAUGCUGGUGUGCUAUCUCCGGAUAUUGACAGUUGCUACGCAACAGAAGCCAGGGGGCGCAACCCAGGCUGGGAAACAGUCUCGUCCUGCUCUUGAGAUGAGGAAACAUUAUGGCCGCUGUUCCCAGGAAUCGUUGAAGACAAGCAUCCAUGCUGCUUCAAUGGGUUCCCGAAGGUCUCUCAAUCUGAAGGCAGCCAAGACUCUUGGCCUCAUCACCAUCGGGUUCUUCGUUGCCGUUACACCCUGGACUGUGACACAGUUGGUAAUGGCGCUGGGAGACGUAAAGGUCCACCCUCUCCUGGACUUCUCGGUCACAUGGUUAGCGCUAAGCAACAGCUUCUGGAACGUCAUCAUCUACUGUGUGACCAGUACAUCCUUCCGACUGGCUGCUGGGAGACUCUUUUCCCGCAAACAGACUGAAGCGCGUCGCUGUGCCAUACACCAGCCCAGGGUGGAGUUGCUUGCGACUCGGAGUACAAUGCUUGAUUCUUUGGAGCAUAUUGCAUGCAAUGGAAACACCCAAGAGGAGUGGAGGGGUAAGAAUGGUGUGCACGUGAACGGUUACGGACGUUGCAACCCCGACAGUUGUAACAACGGUUCAGAUUCGUGGCGGCGGACUCAAAGACCUAGCUGUUCCGCUGUGCAUCAGUGUAAAAGAUUACACUCAGAAGUUCCCCACAGUGUUAACCAUUCCUGCCAUGGAUGUGACCAUGAUGUGAUAUUUCCAUUCGAGGAGGACAUUGUGUCACAGGACAGUUUCCAUCUGUCGAGGUCACAUAGAAGGAAGUCCUCAAGGCUACAAGACUGCCUUUGUAACAGGACUGAAUCGGCGCCAAACAUUCCGGAAAUCGAGGUGUUUCCCCUCGACUCCAUAACCAAGACGGGACACUCUGGAAUCAACGUGUGCAGCAGCGACAGCAGCGGUUCCGACACCAUUGUACAGUCCGACUAGUGCCAUCCUAGACCAUUCAUAAGGAAUAUGGAACGUCCACACAUUUGUGUCACUGUCACAGUGGUAUACACCUUCGUUUGGACUGUUGUGUAAGGAUAUGACCAAUCUCUUGUGAUAUCAAACUGUUUCUCUGUGCCUGAAUUUGCAUGGAGAGAUGUCAUAAAGUGGAGGAACCUGAAUAAAUGACACUUUUGUGUGCAUAGCAAAUUGUUUUUUCUUUGUACGACAUUUCAGCUUCUUCUUGCUAUCCAUAAAAAUGUAUCAUUUAUUCGUGUUUUCUCAACUUCUAAAUGCCUAGUAUCAAAGACUGGAGAACAAUCAUGUCUGACUUUGAAUUCUGUUAAUAUGGAUGAAACAGGGUAAUGUAAUAGAUGAUCAAAAGUGGAUGAUGAAAUGACGCAAUUGGAUGUAUCACAAUGGUGCCAAGUCGAUAGCUCAAUACAUUCAUUUCUGUGAACAGUCAGUUAUAUAUUCUGUUAUAAACAAAAUGGCGUAUCAUUUUAUUACCAAGAUGUCACCAUCGACUAGCAACCGCUGGAGCAUAGCAUCACUCGAGCAAGGACAGGUAAACCGCUACCUUCUGACAAAUCAUGUGUUGCUGGAGACAGGCGGGGGUAAAGAGUAGUUUCAGGUGUUAUUAACUGAUAAGGGUACUUAAGCUGUCGACAUCAGAUCUAUGGUUGAAUGCAUACAGACGGAGAUACACAAGGAGGUGUGUGUGAAAUUAGAGGUUAUAUUUAAUCAUUGUUUGUCAGCACGCACUGUCGUUUUUAACCUCUAGGUUGUCCUCCAGCAACAACUGUACCGUGCCCACACGUUGUCACUCUGUACAUGCCCGUGUUGAGAGAGGAACAAUGGAUGUUACGUAAGUCCAUGUGAAGUAUGUCUUUUCAGCCUGGGUAAAGAAUGCACACGAUUGCCAUUAAUGUUAUGUUCGUUUUUUAUGAAGUUGUAAAGAUGACAUAUAAAUUAAAUCCAUUACAUACAUUGAGUAUAAACCUAUAAUCGCCAACAGCUGAUUUCUUCAAAUAUUCUUCUUAAUUCUCAAUUUCAUACACCUAUAUAGAGAAAUAUGACCCUGAAGGGGUGAUAACUGCCGUUUUGCAUUAUGAAGGUCAAUGCUCUAGACAAUCGAUUUAUGGUUUUAAGUCAUACGUUGAGACUGUAGUUAGUGAUUCAAAAUAAUGAAUUUGAUAUCUUAAGUUUUACUUGUACAUAAAACAUUGUACAUAAAAGAUAUUCUGAGAUGAGGGCCCGUGAAAUGGUCUGCUUGUUACAAUCUUGAUCGACCUACUGUGAUAGUCAUGACAGCAGGGGGCGGUAUCAAGAUUAAAUAAGCAAAUUCAUACAUGGUUAUAUCAGAGACAAACACCAUGAUACCAAAAAAGUUUACACUUUUUAUUUAUUUUCUAGAUAGUAUUACAUAUUUUAGACAACGUGACAGUUAUGUUUUAUAUAGUUUAUGAGAAUUCUACCAGGGCCAUCACGCACACUGACUGAGUGAAGGUUAAAAGCCGCGCUGAAAGGCAUUUCGGUUUUUUGCGGCGUGUUAGCUUUACGUGGGGGAAACGUGACGCAAAUAAGAGAUGUUUGGUGUUUGUUUGUUUGUAUGUUUGUAUUUUGCUAACGCCACACUCAACAAUAUUCCAGCUGUAUGACGGCGGUCUGUAAAUAAUCGAGUCUGGACCAGACAAUCCAGUGACUGACAUCAAG
Molecule: messenger RNA, 4748 nt
Organism: Haliotis rufescens (red abalone)
Lineage: Eukaryota; Metazoa; Mollusca; Gastropoda; Lepetellida; Haliotidae
Product: alpha-1A adrenergic receptor-like
Exons: 3
Coding region: 1488-3035 (515 amino acids)
Biological process (GO): G protein-coupled receptor signaling pathway
Cellular component (GO): membrane
Molecular function (GO): G protein-coupled receptor activity
Source: RefSeq, a predicted model, not a curated record